AUGGAAAAUUCGGACGAACCGCUGAAUUUGACCAUCAAAAAAAUGCCCAUCGCCAUCGUCGCUCCGUUCCAUCACGUCGACCAAAAUCACAACAUUAAAAUUAACAACAACAACGACGACAAGCUUCCCGCCAACAACAACAACAAUAACAAAAACGAAGAGGAUGUGCCUCAGGAUUUAUCGAGAAAAACUCCGACAUCCGAGAAUGGAUUGGAUCUAUCGACAAAAAAGCAACCUGAAAAAAUCUACCAUAACGAACAGUUGAGAAAAUACCUGUGCAAAGAUGAACAAUCCGACAAUUCCUACAACAAAAACACAUUCAACGGUGACAAUCAAAUCGUCAAUGAUUACAAUAAGUUGCGCGAUUUCUACGAAAACAUCGCAAACAAAGGCGACAACAACAACAUCUACUCCUUCCUGAACAAUUUGUGCGACAACAAAUUUCUGUCCGCAUGGUACAUGAACACCAUGCUCACCCAACAAAACCCCUAUUUAAACUACGCGCCCCCACCGUCUCCGUACGAAUGCAAAAGCGACACAAGUCCAAAUCGCAACCGAAUCCUCAACAAUCUCUUGGACAAAAAACCGUACAAUCCUUGCAAAUUUCCCACCGGGUUUGACGCGCUCAUCAAAAACGAAAUGAAGGGCGACAAUAAGCACCCCAGUAGAAAACAGAAUGGGUCCCAAAUGGAUCACAAGAACAAUAUAGACGCGAAAAACGCCGAAGCGAACGAGAAGAAAAAGCCCCACAUCAAGAAACCGCUGAACGCUUUCAUGUUGUAUAUGAAAGAGAUGAGGGCCAAGGUGGUUGCCGAGUGCACGCUGAAAGAAAGCGCCGCGAUCAAUCAAAUAUUGGGACGACGGUGGCAUUCGUUGAGCCGCGAAGAGCAGGCCAAGUAUUACGAGAAGGCGAGACAGGAGCGCCAACUGCACAUGCAGCUGUACCCGGGCUGGAGCGCUAGGGACAAUUACGGUUACGGCACCAAGAAGAAGAAGCGAAAGAAAGAACGGACACCCAUUGAUUCGGGAGGUAAUAGUAUGAAGAAAUGUAGAGCCCGUUAUGGACUGGACCAACAAAAUCAGUGGUGCAAACCUUGCAGACGUAAGAAAAAAUGUAUACGAUACAUGGAAUCAGGCGGGGAGAACGACGGCAACCAGUCGGACGACAACCUGGGCAGCUGCGGCAGCACCGGAGACGCGCACACUCCCCCCGAAGACGACACCGAAAGCCUGAACCAGUCGAUGUCGUCGCCGGGCGGGCUCUCGGCCCUCUCGAGCCUCACGAGCCCGGGCGGCAUGGUAAUGCCGAGCCCGUCGGCCAGCGUGGCCAGCCCCUCGGUCAGCGUGGCCAGCCCGUACAUGCUGCAGAGCCCGCUCACCCCCCACGAGGGCUACGACGUGAAGCUGCCGCCGCCGCCGCCCCUGCCGCGCCACCCGGUCGGCACGAACCCGCACGACGCCAACAACCCGCUGAGCGUGAACCAGCUGACGGGGCAGUGCGUGCGGAACGAUCCCUCCGAAACGAACGGCAACAAAGAGACGCGAUCCAUCAUAAGUGUUACGUAG
Molecule: messenger RNA, 1566 nt
Organism: Brassicogethes aeneus
Lineage: Eukaryota; Metazoa; Arthropoda; Insecta; Coleoptera; Nitidulidae
Source: the annotation of a GenBank genome assembly